Cucurbitaria berberidis CBS 394.84 is the source of this 1650-nucleotide messenger RNA. RefSeq names its product MFS general substrate transporter. Gene Ontology annotation, biological process: transmembrane transport. NCBI's taxonomy places the organism in Eukaryota, Fungi, Ascomycota, Dothideomycetes, Pleosporales, Cucurbitariaceae. Bases 1 to 1650 code for a protein of 549 amino acids. Gene Ontology annotation, molecular function: transmembrane transporter activity. The transcript has 5 exons. The record is from RefSeq and is a predicted model, not a curated record.
AUGAACAGCGCACAUGAUAGGGAUGUCCGUUCGAGCACCAGUUCAGAGACACAUAAUCCAGACUUGGAAAAGGGUGAGGCAAGAACAGAAAAGGAAGACGAGGCAACUAUCGCAGAAAAGAAGCUGACGCUUUCUCAGGAACCACAAGAUGACAUCGGUGCUGAACUCGAAAAGCACUUGUCGAGAAAGAGCACCAAAAAGGACCAACUGCCGCCAGAAAAGUACCCGUUAUCAGAUCUCGACAACAAUCUAGUUGGAUGGGACUCUCAAGAUGACCCAGUGAAUCCCCGCAACUUUCCCGAUUCAAAGAAAUGGACGCUCUUAGGCUUUGUCGCCGCAAUUACCUUCCUGAGUCCAUUGGCCUCAUCCAUCUUCGCGCCGGCCGUAGUCUUCGUCAACGAAGCCUUCCACAAUGAGUCACAGCUUUUGGGCUCCUUCGCUGUCAGUGUCUAUAUCUUGGGCUUCGCGUUUGGACCCCUUGUGUUGAGCCCCCUCAGCGAGAUAUACGGUCGUGUUAUCGUCUUGAAUUGCUCCAACAUUUUCUUCUGCGCCUUCACACUUGGCUGCGCGCUUGCUCCAAACCUAGGAGGCCUAAUCGCUUUGCGGUUUCUAGCCGGUGUAGGUGGCUCAGCUUGUCUCACCAUUGGAACUGCUGUCAUUGCCGAUAUGUUUGUGCCUGCUCAGCGUGGGAAAGCCGUUGCUCUGUACAGCGUCGGCAUCCUGUUCGGCCCUAUUCUGGGACCAAUCUGCGGAGGCUUUAUUGCACAGAGGGCAGGCUGGCGCUGGGACUUCUGGGUCGUAUUCAUCGUGGGCUGUCUCCUCACUGGCGGAUUGAUCGUGUUCAACAAAGAGACGUAUCAACCUGUCCUGCUCAAGCGAAAGACCGAACGACUCCGCAAAGAGCUCAACCGCCCCGAACUCCAAAACAUCAUGACGUACGACAAGGAUGCAUCUAGUACUAGUGGUGCCAGCAUCCUCAAGCAGGGAAUCAUUCGUCCAGUCAAGAUGCUCACAAAGUCGCCCAUCGUUCUAUUUUGCUCGCUAUACAUGUCAUUCCUCUUCGGACUGUUAUACUUGCUUUUCACAACAAUCACGCCCGUGUUCAUCAGGACAUAUGGUUGGUCGCCAGAAAUCACCGGUCUUGCAUACCUCGGUAUUGGCAUCGGUAACUUUAUGGGUAUCGCCUUCGUCGCAAAGACGUCUGAUGCGACAAUUAUUCGCCUAGCGAAGAAAAACAAGGGUGUUUAUGAGCCAGAGAUGCGGUUACCGCUUUGCGUCUUCUUCGGCUUGUUGAUCCCUGUGUCUUUCUUCUGGUACGGUUGGACCGCAUACUACAAAGUACAUUGGAUCGUUCCCAUCAUCUCGCUCGUGCCUUUCGGCUUCGGUGUCAUGGGCAUUUUUGCUCCUCUACAGACCUACAUGAUUGACUGCUUCCCUCAAUACGCCGCCUCCGCCAUGGCAGGCAUGACAGCAAUGCGUUGCUUGUUCGGCGCCAUGCUGCCGCUUGCAGGUCCCAGUAUGUACGCGACUAUGGGUCUUGGGUGGGGAAACAGCAUGCUGGGCUUUGUAGCUAUCGCUUUCAUCCCAGUUCCAGCUUUGCUAUUCAGAUACGGCAAGCAUAUUCGUGAGAGAUAUCCUAUUAAGGUGUAG